Batrachochytrium dendrobatidis JAM81 is the source of this 1014-nucleotide messenger RNA. RefSeq lists its product as uncharacterized. The record is from RefSeq and is a predicted model, not a curated record. NCBI's taxonomy places the organism in Eukaryota, Fungi, Chytridiomycota, Chytridiomycetes, Rhizophydiales. The coding region runs from base 1 to 1014 and encodes 337 amino acids. The transcript has 3 exons.
AUGGUACAGUUAUUGCAUGUCGUAAUUGGACUAAUUGCAAGUACGAGUAGCGUGCGAGCGAUCGAGCAGACAAGCAUAUCUGACGUAUCACUUGCCGAGAAUACUCAUGGGUUAUCCGCUGGUGUUGUUGAUCCCUUACUCACUAGUGGUGGUAACUGUCCUAGUGAUGGUCGUAACUGUGACAACGAUCCGUUCUCUUCGCAACGUAACGGUGCUUCGGAUGCUACUGAAACAACAUCAGUUAGUCACCUUGCUACUCGAGCACUAUCUCCCACAUGUCAGCCGUUUAUCAAUUCACAUAUGAAUAACGGAACCAGUUUCCUCAACGCCAUUUCGUACAUUUUGUACGAUCCACGUGGAUAUGGACCUCCUACAAUGGGAUGCUAUUGUAGUGAUGAUGGUACUAAUACCAUCUGUGUGACCUCCCGUUCGUGGUUUCAGUAUACUUCUGUGCAGGACUUCGUGAUUGCUAUUGGUAAUCCAACGGUAUCUCUUCAGCUUAACUCAUACUGUUGGAAGUGCAACCGAACUGCUCCUGUAAUCGAGGCUGUAGCAUCAGCUUUCUCUGUCUCAGUGUAUCCAAGUACCAUUGCUGCAGGUAUCCAGCCCCCUGCCCCUGCCAAUGGAGUGUCUCACUCUCCAAGCAGCUAUAGUAUUACAGCGACUAUCGGGGCUAUCUGUGCUAUUAUCCUCUUUAUCGCUACCAUGAUCGCUGAUAGACAUUCUUUAAAAGCUUUGCUUAAUGCAUCUAGUCAACGAGACGCGUUAUCGCGCCGAGUAAUAUCAACUACCACACUCCUCACUCCCUACCAAAUUAAAAACUUAACAAAUACACCUGGAUAUACUAUCAUAUUACCGCAUUCCUAUAGUAUUCAUUGUAUGUAUCACCUUCACGAACAAGCAUCGUACACGUUACCAUGCCCCAUGAUCCAAGUUGAUACAACAGUAAAAUCUUGGGUUGCACUGAGUCAUAGAUGGAAGCUUGAGGUUCACUCAUACGUGAGUAUGGAGUGA